AUAACAAAAAACCGCUCCUCUCCUCAGUUCAGCCACACUCGCAAUAACAAAAACAUUCAACUGCUCUGUUUAUCCCCAGUUCAAAAUGCGCCCCAAAUUGUACAUGAGCGAGAUAUGUCCCUCAACUAGAGCCGUCGUGUUGACAGCCAAGGUCCUCGAACUCACCCUCGAGCUGAAGGAGGUUUCUUGCGACAAAAAGUUGAAUCAACAAUUCUCCAUCCCUACGUUGGAGGACAGCGGCUACGUGAUUUGGGACAGCCAUGCUAUUAUUGCCUUCCUGGUCGGGAAGUACGGCAAAGACGACUCCUUGUACCCCAGAGACAACCCCAGGAGGGCCAUUAUAGACGAACGACUGCGGUUUGACUCGGGGGUCGUGUCUUUCUUCACCAAAACGAUUCUGAACUCGAUACCAUACGAAGAUAAUGAAAAAGCCGUCAAUGAAAUUUAUUCCUUGGUUGAGGAAUUCUUCGAUGGUAACAACCCAUGGAUCGCUGGGGAUGCUUUAAGCAUCGCAGACUUGAGUCUAAUCCCUUCGAUCACGUCUCUUGAUGUUGUGGUCCCCAUUGACCCUAAACGGUUCUCUAAGCUAGCAAGAUGGGUGAAGAGAGCCGAAACAAUGCCCUUUUUUGAGGCAAAUAAGACCGGGCUCUGUAAACUCCGAAGGAUUCUAAACCGGUGUUAACGCUAAUAAUAAUACAACUUUUAUUGUAACUUUAAGUGAUUAAUUGUGAUAUGAGGCUAUUAGUUUUAGAUAUGGAUUUUUUAUUUGAUGUAAUAUUAAUAAAUGAAGCGAUAAAAAGA
Molecule: messenger RNA, 801 nt
Organism: Tribolium castaneum (red flour beetle)
Lineage: Eukaryota; Metazoa; Arthropoda; Insecta; Coleoptera; Tenebrionidae
Product: glutathione S-transferase 1
Exons: 3
Coding region: 86-682 (198 amino acids)
Biological process (GO): glutathione metabolic process
Molecular function (GO): glutathione transferase activity
Source: RefSeq, a predicted model, not a curated record